Molecule: messenger RNA, 11023 nt
Organism: Diorhabda carinulata
Lineage: Eukaryota; Metazoa; Arthropoda; Insecta; Coleoptera; Chrysomelidae
Gene: sfl
Product: bifunctional heparan sulfate N-deacetylase/N-sulfotransferase
Exons: 13
Coding region: 462-3158 (898 amino acids)
Cellular component (GO): Golgi apparatus
Molecular function (GO): heparan sulfate N-sulfotransferase activity; deacetylase activity
Source: RefSeq, a predicted model, not a curated record
GAAAUAAUCUUCAGAGAGGAGAGAGGAACUCACAGUAGUCAAAUAAAAGAUCGGUGAACUUCAGAGGAAGUGGGUCUUUAAACAAAAAUAAUUUUCAAAAGUUAAAUUCGCGAGUGUAUCUAAAUCAAAACAUUGUGGUGAAUAGUCAGCCGUUAGUAUCAAUAUGUGAACACAUCAAACAAAUUAAAGAUUUAAUAGUUUGAAGAAAAUUGUGAACUACCAAGUAAUGUAUUUACAAUGCGAAGUUCCACUUAAACUCAACUAUGGUAUGUUGGAAGGAAUAUCAAAGAAAAAUGGCAAGAAAAUGUUUGUGUUGUGAUUUUCAAAUUUGGAAACACUGCAAAUGGCGGACUGUUGAUAAAACGAGAUAAUAUUUAUAAUUAAAAAUAAUUUCACAUUCCUUUAUUGUGCCAUACACACAUAAAUUAAUUGGUAGUUUUAAAGCUAAAAAAAAGUGAAAUAUGUCUGAAGAUUCUCGGCCACUUUUGGGAUCUCUGCGACACCAUCAUUCGAUGAGAUCAAUCUACCAAAGGAUCAGAAUUCUGAGACCGUCAUCUUUAAGAAAAUGCGUAUUUGCAAUUGUGUUGUUUUCGUUAAUAUUAAUUAUUAUUUACUCAAGACAGACGCGCUCACCUUAUUUAACCAAAUUUAUUCAAAGAUCAACGAGACCGGAACCUAACAUACGAUGUGGUGUUAUGAACGGACCUCGGGUUUUACAAAAUCACGAUCACAAAACUGAUGCAAGACUGCGUAGCUACCCGAAAGUUUUAGUUUUCGUAGAAACUAUGUAUUCUCAGUUAGGUAAAAAUAUAGCUGAGCUUCUUGUCCAUACUAGAUUAAAGUACAAAAUUGAGGUUAGUGGUAAAAGUGUACCAGUACUCACUAACUUAGAUAAGGGUCGAUAUGGUGUAAUAGUCUUCGAGAAUUUUAAUAAAUAUCUACAAAUGGACAACUGGAAUCGAGAACUCCUCGACAAGUACUGUCGAGAAUACUCUGUCGGUAUUAUUGGUUUCAUCACACCCGAAGAAGAAACAUAUGUUGGUACUCAACUUAAAGGAUUCCCAUUGUUCAUACACACCAAUCUUAGAUUAAAAGAUGCAGCACUAAAUGCAGCUUCGCAAAUAUUGAGAUUAACCAGAGCCGGAGAAACAGUCUGGGGUGAACUACCAGGGAACGAUUGGACGGUGUUUCAAGCUAAUCAUUCAACGUACGAACCUCUAGAGUGGGCUACUAGAAGUGAUUAUUUCCAAAUUAAUGAUAGUGGUUCCAAAGUUCCACUUCCUACAGUUAUCCAAGAUCACGGUCUAUACGACAAUAUCCAAAGAGUUAUUUUUGGUUCUGGAUUGAAAUUUUGGUUACAUCGACUACUGUUCUUAGAUAGUUUAAGUUACCUUAGUCACGGUCAACUAAGUUUGUCCCUCGAAAGAAAAUUUCUAGUUGAUAUCGAUGAUAUAUUCGUAGGAGAAAUUGGGACUAGAAUCCGACCAGACGACGUCUUAGCCCUGAUUGAUACGCAAGACAGAUUGGCGAAUAUGGUUCCCGGAUUCAAAUUUAAUUUAGGUUUUUCCGGAAAGUAUUUCCACCAUGGCAACAAUGAAGAGGACAAAGGCGAUGAUUUAAUAUUGGAAAACGUAGACAAAUUCAUGUGGUUUUCUCAUAUGUGGAAUCAUCAACAACCGCAUCUCUAUGACAACCUCACUUUACUCAUGGAAGAUAUGAUGUUGAAUAAAAAUUUCGCCAAAGAAAAUAGAAUACCAAUCGAUUCGGGUUAUUCGGUUUCGCCGCAUCAUUCUGGCGUGUAUCCCGUUCAUGAAAGUUUAUAUACGGCUUGGAAAAAAGUUUGGAAUAUCCGAGUAACGUCCACAGAAGAAUAUCCUCAUCUAAGACCGGCUAGAUUGAGAAGAGGAUUCAUACACAGAAAUAUAAUGGUGUUACCGAGACAAACGUGCGGGUUAUUCACCCAUACUAUGUUCAUAGACAGGUAUCCCGGAGGUAGGGAAAAACUAGAUGAAUCUAUACAGGGCGGUGAACUAUUUCAGACCAUAGUAUAUAAUCCAAUAAACAUAUUCAUGACCCAUAUGUCGAAUUAUGGUAACGAUAGACUAGGUUUAUAUACGUUUGAGUCUGUAAUCAAAUUCGUACAAUGUUGGACCAAUAUUAAAUUAACUUCAGCGCCUCCUUUACAGUUAGCUGAAAGUUACUUUAAACUCUAUCCUGGUGAAGCAGAUCCUGUUUGGGGAAACCCAUGUGACGAUCAACGACACCAAAAAAUUUGGUCUAGAAAUAAAUCAUGCGAUUCGCUUCCAAAGUUUUUGGUAAUCGGUCCUCAAAAAACUGGCACCACUGCGCUUUAUACAUUCUUAUCACUACAUCCAGCUAUAGCUAGUAACUUACCAAGUCCUACUACAUUCGAAGAAAUACAAUUUUUCAAUGCUCAUAAUUACCUGAGAGGAUUAGACUGGUAUAUGGAUUUUUUUCCUACCGAUUCUAAUUCUUCAGCCAAAUAUUAUUUUGAAAAGAGUGCUACGUAUUUCGACGGUGAAUUAGUACCCAAAAGGGUACAUGCUUUAUUGCCGCACGCCAAACUUAUAACUAUCCUAAUAUCUCCUGCUAAAAGGGCGUAUUCUUGGUAUCAACAUACGAAAGCGCAUGGUGAUAUUAUUGCGAAUAAUUAUAGUUUUCAUCACGUCAUAACUGCCAGUGAUACAGCUCCGAAACCCCUGAGAGAUUUAAGAAACAGGUGCUUAAAUCCAGGGAAAUACGCGCAACAUCUGGAAAGAUGGUUAACUUAUUUUCCAUCACAAUCAGUUCACAUAAUAGACGGAGAAGAAUUGAAGAAUAGUCCUGUAGAAGUUAUGAAUGAACUUCAAAAGUUUCUAAAGAUCAUGCCAUUUUUCAACUACACCCAACAUUUAAGGUUUGAUCCAAAAAAAGGUUUCUACUGCCAAGUAAUAACCGGAGACCAUACCAAAUGCCUUGGACGCAGCAAAGGUAGACAGUAUCCUCCCAUGGAGGAAAAAUCCCACAAGUAUCUACAGAGGUACUACUUAAGUCAUAAUACGGCCCUAGUGAAGUUAUUCAAAAAAAAUGGAAUUCGAAUUAUACCAAACUGGCUCAAAGAAGAUUUAUCUGAUAAUACUGAUAAUAAUUCUAAUUAAUUUUUUAUUUUUGUUUUAUUUAUUGAUGACAGAUUAUCCUAGCUACCAUAUUCUAUUGAAAAUGCAUAAUAAUUCAAUAGAUGUACUCGAAACGUUUUUCACAAAAAUAUAUUAUAUAGUUUCGAAACAGAAAUGCAUUACAUUAAUGUUUAUUUUUCAAAUACUUGUACCUAAAUAAGUACAAAAAAUAGAUUUUGAUUACUGUAUACUCAUACAAUACGUUUAAUCAUGCAUUGAACCAUACAAUUGAUCUACUUUUAUCUUGAUUCAAAUACAAGAUCAUAAUUUUCGCUUUUCUCUUUUAAUAAUUGUAGUGUUUUAAUUUUAGCUCAAUUAAUGCGAAAGGAAAAACAAUCUGCUCUUUAAUGGCAUAAACCCUUGAAUUUUGGGGUGGAGAAUACUGGGUCCGUUCCAUUCCUUAGACCAUACAGUUACAUAGACUUAUACUUUGACCGAGAAAGUGACUGUACUGUUCAAGAUGUUGUUAGUGGACUGUAUUGAUUGUUAAAAACUCAUAUAAUUUUUUUAUUCGGCGGAUUAUGACUAUUAACAAAUCUAAAUACCACCGGAUCUCUCCGGGAUAGAAAAUAAAAGAUUUAUACUCAACGGUUUGGCAACGGUGCAUAUCGCGGGAGGUGUCUUCAAAUAUACGUAAUAAUUAUAAAAAGCCUCUAUAUAAGUUAAUUUCUAUCACUUAUAAUAACAACUAAGUGAUGAAGAUAACUAACAAUAUCGAUUAUUGGAGGCAAUAAACGCAAUUGGGUUUCAUUUGUUUGCCAUCUAAACCACUAUCUACACGACUAUCAGUUUGGGAAUAAAAAUCUGACGAUUGGAAGAUCUCCGGUCUAAAUUGGUCCGAAGAAUAUAUAUCGAAUAUUAAUUCCUAAAAAGGAGAAGUAAUUCUAUUCUUUUAGUUAUGCCAGUUUUUUUAGUUGGGGAAAAUAGGAGAGAAAUAGCAAUCCAAGUAUCUGUGGCCUAUGGUUCCAAUUUCGUUUUAAGUAAGUUUUGAAAUUUGGUGUUUGUAAUACAGAUAAAACUACUACCUUAAUCUGUCUCCACUAAAUCAUAAUGUUUUACUUGGUUUUGAAUCAUUAUUGAAUAAUAUACAAUUACAAGAGCUGUUACUUUGGCCGAGAAAGUAGCUUUAUACGAUUCUAUAAUCCCUUGAAAGGUUUCAGUUACUUACUUUAUUGAAAAGUAUUUUCAGUACCUUUAUGGUUCAAAGAAUCAAAAAUAUUUUCUAUUUUGUUUAAGUAAUCGAAAUCCAUUUAUUAAUCCCUGAAAAAAGUAAUUAAAGUAAUUUUAUUCUCUCAUCCAAAUUGGAAAGCAAAAAAUAGUAUGAAUUGGAAUUGAUAUUCGAAUACCCGUCGAUUAGGUUAGUCCUAAUAGAUGUUUUGCCAGUUUUCUUUUGCUGGGGAAAAUAGCGAUCAAAGUAACUGUGGUCUAAGGUUCCAUCUGUUUCAGUCAUUUUUGAAAUUUGGUGUUUGUAAUACUACCCCCUUAAUGUGUCUCCACUCAAUCACAGUCAUAUUCGAAUUUCUACUGGUCACUUUAGUCUCAAUAGAUGUUUUGCCAGUUUUCUUUAGGGGAGAAUAGGAGAGAAAUAGCAGUCCAAGUAACUUCAAUUUGUUGCCAAUGUAGUGUCCUUUCAGUUUGUCGGGAUAGAUAUCGGAUAUUUAUUUGUAAAUAAAAAAUAUUAUUAGGCAUUUUUUUAAUAAUGGUAAUAAAGGACAAUCUGCUUAACGUUUAAAUAAUGCCUAGUAAAAUAGAAGAUUGAACAGUAUUUUUUACAACUUUAUUAUUUAUAAAUUAUUGUAUAAAUAACAUACUUCUGUUUACCAGUCAUUAUGUAAGUUAUGUUAUACGGUCUAAAUUAAUUUCUUGUAGGCAAAUAUUGUCUCGAAGAAAUAUGGAUUUAUUUAAAGCAACUAAAAUAUACAUACGAGGUGUGAUAACAAAAUACUGCUAUUUUAUAAAAUUCAAAUUCGUAUCUACGAAACUACUGCCUUGGUUAACAAUGUACUUAUUCCAGUGUUGAAUCCAGAAGUGACUUCCAUAUGCUCUGUCUUGAUCUUGUCAAUGUGAGUAGUAGGAAAAUCUCUUUUUAAAUAGCCUAUACCACUUGUCACUACAGACAAAUUUCUUGAGCUUCUUUGGUACUUUUUUACAAAUUAUAACGAUAAGAUCAUACAGUGUGGGAAAAAUAAAUGAAAUUUAUUUAUUAUUUAAUUCUACAAUAUUAGAUGUACAUACUGCAAUAAAAAUUCAUUGAUCUUAUUUUAUUAUCACCCCUCGUAUAUUUUUUAAUCUGUACCUUUUAAUAAUUUUGUAUAUUACUUGUAUAUUGAUUAUAUUUUAUUUUUGUACUUAGAUAUUUUAUUCUGUGUAUUUUUAUUAGAAAUUCAAUGAGAAGAUUGAACUUCAUGUUCGGUUUUGUAGCUGUUAUAAUAAUUAUUUUCGAAAUAAUUAAUUAAACCAACUUUAUAUUGCAACUCAUUUGAUAAUGUCUUUUAAAAAAAUAUUUUCAACUUGUCAAUUCCCUAUAACAUCUCUAUUUGUCCAAUCCGUCAGGUUUCAUGUGUUUUAUAUCAUCUUCUCAUCUCAUUUGAGGCAAUCUUCUUCUUUAUAUUUCCACGCUCUCUAAUUCUUGAUACGUUUGUUUCUACCAACAUUUAUCCACAAAAUUUUCCCACGUAGCACACGUUUUGUUUUUGUAUUUAUAUCCAUAUUCAGAAUUCGUAAAUGAGCAAAUUGAUUGGUAAGUUGAAAUUUUUGCACACACAAAUCCAUGAAUUCUUGGCAGAAAUGUGACGGCUAGAUCCAUUGCAAUAUUUCACCAUAACACGGAUUCGAUUUUUCGAUUCAAUUACAACUGCUACAAUCACUUCUCGCAAAGAAUAAGUUCAAACGAAUGACUAGGUCAACAUGCACACCCUACUGAAUAAACUUUUUACACCUACAUUCAAGAUUACACUGUCUGACGCGCGUUUCGUUAACCAAGUUUACGUCUUCAGAGACUGAAGGUAAACAGUUUACUGAACACUCUAGUUUAUACUACCAAUACACCAACACUCACAACUACACUAUCAGUUUACUUUCUGAAGACUUAGUUGUCGAAACGCGCCUCAGACAGUGCAAUUGUGAGUGUUGGGGUAGUGGUAGUGUAAAUAGUGUUUCAGUAUGAAUAUCACUAACUGUUCCAGAAAUUCCAACUUAAUCACUAGGAUCAUAGAAUAUGAAUCAAUUAAAAUUAUAAAUUAUGUGUUAAAUGAACAUUUAGAAGCUGUACUAAUUAUGUGAUUGUAUUUGUGAACCAUUGAUAUAGACAGUGAUUAAAAAAAUUAAAAUGUCGUGUAAAUAUCGAUGGUUUACAUGACACAUGAGAUAGUUACGAAGGGGAAAUUUAGAGAAACAUAUAAAUAGCAGAAUAAGUUGGAGAAAAGCUCUCUUUUGUGUCUCUUGGGCAGUUUGAUCCCUGAGUGGUGUUGUUUUAUUUAUUGGUAUCAAUAAAAGGAACAAUAUACAUGUGUCGAGAAGUACCUGCACAGUGUAUUAUCAACAUUAUCACGUAUUUGUACAGUUUGGUUAUUCAACUGUACGACCCAGCUAAUUUUGUUUCAAUUCCGACCAAUUUCUACCAAUAAUUCAUGCAUUUGGUCCCUGUGUGCAUUGGUAAUAACCAUAUUAAACACACUGUUCACACUACCACACUCACAGUUACACUAAACUUCUUAGUUCACCUUCAGUCUUUGAAGACGAUAACUUGGUUAUCGAAACUCGUGUCUGACAGUGUGUUCAAUAAAAUUACUACUUUAGAGUUUAAUUUCUUCAAAUAUGGCCUAAACCAUUAUCUAGUUUUUCAUAUCAUUUCCAUCUCAUUCUAAUUUUCUUAAAACUUCCUGUAGAGCCUCAUUUGGAAUUUUGAGAUACUUAUGAAUUAAUCAUAUUAGAAUAUUUGAUGAAUCGAUGAAAAUUAUAUGGCAAAUAAUUCGUAAAGAUGACAUAUCAGUGUAUAGUGGCAAUAUACUUCUUUUUGUAUUAUUAUUACUAUAAUAAAAAAUAUUUUGGAAAAAUAUUUUCAAUACCUAGAAUUCAAUUGAACAAUUUAGAAUAUUGCAAAAAGUUGAAAUUAUAAAUCAAACUGCAGUUGCCAUAAUGUGAGGUAUUAAAAAAUAUUGGACCCAGAUAAACUUCCAAUAAUUUGUCUUCAUUCAUUUGUUCAUAUUGGUAAUUCUCAUAAAUCUAUUUAAAAUCUAUUUGAAUAGAUUAAAUAAUUAUGAAAUCUUAUCAUUUAUUUUUUUUUAAAUAUAGAAUAAAAAAUUCGGCUAGGUUAAAUUAACCUACCAAUUAUGGAGUAAAACUAAUAUUGCAGUUUGAACAUGACUGAAAAAUACUUACAAUCAAUACUUUUUCUUAUCGUAGUAGUAAUCACAGUUCAAUUAAAACAAUAUGAAUUUACAAAAAAUAUUUUACUUUGGAAAUUAUUAAAAUCUCUCAGUGAGAUUGUUGAACAUUGUUUUGAACAAAGCUCAAAAAAUUAUAACCUACAGUUUACGGUAGCUCUCAAAAAUCAGAUCCACAAUGUCUUCUCAUUGAUUCUAACCCAAAAUACUCAAAAUUUAGCUGAAAUAACAUCCUCUUCUGAUCAGUUUUGGGGCUUGAAAGUUUCAAUAAGCAAAAAACGUAGUCUGAAAGUCGUUACCUCUUAACUCAUCAUCCCCUCACUUUUAUUCAAAAUGAGGGAAUGACAAAACAAAUCAUAACCUAAAAAAAUCUCACAACAUAACCUUUCGUUACCAGCUAGCUUAUCGCUACGCUUUCUAACCUCUAAGAACUUGAAGUCAGUUCGCCAUUCCGAACAAAUAACCGUACUACCAACUGUCAAAAACUAAUGCGAGUAUUACCAAAGUUCUCAAAAAUAUACCUACUUAUCGACUGUUGGUAAGGCUGUGAGGUAAUGACAAUUUUUCAUAGGGUAAAUAUCGAAUUAACAUUGGAUAAGUAUUUAAUGACUUAUGAUCCUAAAUUCAGAGAAAGUUUGUUGUAUUGUAAUAGUCAUAGUUCCGAACAGAUUUUUAAAAAAAUUCUUAAUAAAAACUUUGGACAAAGUUCUAAUCUGGAUAUCGGGACAUAGUGAGGGAAGGAUUUUCAUAUAUGUUCAAUUCCUCACAAAUUCCCAUACAAUCCCAUAGUUAUUACCAACAAAUUUAACCUUGAUGAUGAUUACCCAUAUAUAAUGUGAUAUUUUUUCCUUAAUUUUCACUACCUAAGAUGGAAUAAAAUGAAUGUAUCGCAUUCAAUUCUUUUACUCAAUUAUUAUAUCUAUCUACACUUACUGGUGUAAGACAUGGGGUUGAGUAUUUUUUUAAUCGAAUCUUUUCUCCAAGGUCCUUUCAAUUUAUUGCGGUCUUUUGUUUGUGCUGGUACCUCAUCUAUUUUCUCCCCUCUGUUUCAGUGGCUUUAUUGAUUUCGUCCAUCCUCAUCUUUCUUUAUUUAUCGCCCUUAUUAUUCUUACUUCUAGUAUUCUUUUCAUCCUUUUCAGUUGUCCGAACCAUUUUAGUUGAUUUUCUUCUAUGUAUUGUUUUGAAUUCAACAUUUACCAGUAUGUUAUUAUCUUAUCUCUCAUAUUCUUCAAGGUUACAUUUUUCUUUUGGAUUGUCUCUGUAUGAUGAUCUCAGUUUCAUCCCAAAGCUUUUGAGAGGAUAAAUAAAUGUAUUGAAUUCAGUUCUUUUUAUUCUAUUUGAAAUAUUUUAUCUGGGUCCAUUUGCACACAGUACAGAUCCAUAAAUAUUUUACUACAUCUGCAGAUCUGUGCUGUGUGUUCUAAAAUAAUUACAGUAAUACAUAUUCGUAUUUAAAGAUGUAAUUAAAUGAAUAUGAACGUGCAAUAGAGUAUUCGCGUCCAGUGAUAGAGCUUGAAAUGAGUAGAUGUUAAAUAAUCUUGGUGUAUUCUUUCUGUACAAAAUGUGUUUGUUUCUUCUGUUAUGUUUUAUAAUAUUUCUUAAACAUAUCUCUAUGACUGAAUGUUACAGUUUUUAUAACUUGAAACAUUCAAUUGAAUAAUAAUAAAACAGAAAUAUUCACAAAAUAAAACAAAAUUCUAUGAAGGGUUAGUUUUUGCUUUUUAAUAUAUAUGCUACUGAAAAAUAAGAGAAACAAAUAAAGAUUGAAACUAUUUUCUUAAAAAAAAAAUACUGAACACACCGUUUAAUACUGCUACACCAACACAAUCACAUUGUCUGGUCCUUCGAGCCGGAUAUGAACCAGCGACUCAUUGUAGAAUGUAGUGCUGGUGUGGUAGUAAAUUGUCCAGGGGAUAACUAUAGGCUGCGACUUUAGCUGCUUUUGUCAACGAUCAUUUACAGCUCGUCAUCUAGUUCCAGAGUCCUUAUAAACUGUAAUAUCUACGAUGACUUCAAUUACCUCACAUCUUCAUUCCUACAAAUCUACAAAUUUUCCAUCCAAGUAUUUUUUGAAAUGGUUUGUAAUUGCAGAAUAUUCUGUAACUAGAUGAUCUGAAGUUUCUUCUUCUCCCCCAUAAAAUUUCUGCUAAACCAAGCUAUUGAAAAGUUCCAAAAGUUUUUUUUGUAAUAAAACGAAAUCCUGGCUUUUCAAUAACAACCAAUAAUGGUUAAAUGUUAUGUAUGGUCGUUAAUGCUAUGCGGAGUAUAGUCGUGGACUCCAAAGGCCAGGAAGAUGAACCAACUGGAGGCAUUCGGAAUGUGGCUUCAGAGAAGAAUGCUUUGAACUCCAUGUUAUAAACGAAAAUGUACUACGAAGAGCAAACGUCAGAAAGCAACACUUGGCGAUAAUAAAGCAACAGUUGUGGCUCAGAGAUAUUUGAGACUGGACCGGCAUAACAAGGGAUGCUGAACUUUUUCUCUUGGCAGAGGACCAUGGUGAUCGCCAACGUCAGGGAUACCGGACAAGGCACGUGAAAGGAGGAGUCUUGGAAACAUCUGCCAAAAUAAUUCUUUUCCAGAUUAUUCCUUAUCCUGGAACCCUGGAACAGGUUCCAGUCAAGUCUAGUGCAAUGGUAAUAUUGUUCGGUAUCAUUAUCAUCAACAAUUCUUAAUUGCAAGGACAAAACUAUGAUUCGUAAUGUUGUAAAAAAUUGCUGAAUCUGGUGAACUCUACACAGUUCGUCAAUAAAUUUUUAUCCUUGUGGUAGCUAGAAAUUUAACGAAAAUUGAAAUUAUGGGGAAUGCACUAAGUAUUUAGAGAAUAUGAUCGUUAUAAAUCUACACAUUAAAUUAUGAUUUGUUUGAAUGAAUUGAAUGUUUCAAGUUUAAACAGAUCGAAGUAAUAAUUUAUUCAAAACUUGUACAUAAAUAUGUGUGCCAUUAUUGUAAACGGUUCAUAGUAAACUGGAAAUGCGAUAACUGAAAUAUGUAUUUUUAUUUGUAAAAAAUUUUAUCAUUUUUUUAUAAUUAAGGUAAUGGAUGGAAAUUCUUUUAGUUAAAUUUCCUUUCUGAAAAUUCUGUUUACAAAAUGUUUCUGAUGCAAAGGUGUAUUAAAAUUUUCCAUAACUUCAAUUUGAUUAAUUUUGAUUAUUGACCUUAGAGCAAUAUAUUAUUAAAUAUCAAAAUAAAAAAGUUGAGAUAUGGUUUAAAGUCUUCAAAAAAUUAGUAUGAACCGACUUACAAAAACUUAAAUGAACUACAUAAUGGUGAAUAUUCACGGUUUAAAUGUAUAAUCCAUAGAAACUUUAAAAUUGUAAAUUUUAUACAUUUUUUAUAAAAAAGUUCAUAAUUUUAUAGCAAAUAUUUUGUUGUAUUUCAAAUCUGUUGACUAAUUUUUUUUAAAGUUACUAUGGCUAAUUUUCAUUGUCCAAGAAUAUUGAAAAAUAUAAAAAAUAUACUGUA